AUGUCAACUUCACGCCUUGAUCGUCAAGGUUCACCAGUGGGCAGUCGGCACUUUGGUAGAGCUCUCAGCCAGGUAUAUCGCAGACAAAUGGAAUGUGGUUGUAGACAAACUCGGUCAUCGGGAUCAGAUCCUAGGCACAGAGUGGUCCCUUCAUCAAGUGGUAGCAGACAAACUUUUCCAGGUUUGGGGGAGAUCCAUGCUGGACCUUUUUGCUACCUGGUUGAACAAGAAACUGGAGAUAUUCUGUUCAGUGGUUCCAGAUCCUUUAGCGUUAGUGGAGGACGCAUUCCAACAUCCCUGGGACAACCUGGAGGUGUAUACCUUCCCUCCUUUUUGUUUGAUCCGUCAAGUUCUGAACAGGCUGGUGAAUUCACAGGGUCUCAGGAUGACUUUGGUAGCCCCUCCGUGGCCUCAGGUGGAAUGGUUUCCAGAUCUACUGUCAUUGUUGUCGGAGAUUCCGAGGGAAAUUCCCCCUUGGCGGCCUCUCCUGGUGUCAGUCACAUGCAGAAGAAAGGUUCCACCAAUGCAACUGAGACUGCCUUUGCUUUUGGCAAACAUUUUGAGGAAGAAAUAUCAUUUCAUAACCAUGUGUACUGCAUAAGCCUUGUGGAACAGUCUGGGAAGGAGAAAGUUAUUGCCGAUGCCUACCUCAACAAUAUCUUAACCUUUGAUUCUGAAAACCUUACUUUUGUAACUUUUGAUUUCCAUGAAUACUGCCGAGGAAUGCGUUAUGAACAUGUGUCUUUCCUAAUUGAAGGUUUAGAAGAUAUUAUAUCCAAGAUGCUGUACUGCUGGGUUGACAAAGAAGGGACGAUAUGUCGUCAGAAUGGUAUUUUUCGUGUCAAUUGCAUUGACUGCCUUGAUCGUACUAAUGUUGUACAGACAGCCAUUGCAAAGUCAGUCCUUGAAAAUCAAUUUGUGAAGCUUGGUAUGAUACCUCCGGAACAUCCUCUCCCUCCAGCAUGUCGCUCAAUCCUGCAGAUCAUGUGGGCCAAUAACGGUGACACGAUUAGCAAGCAGUAUGCAGGGACCUCUGCUCUGAAGGGUGAUUUCACAAGAACUGGUGAAAGAAGAUUUGCAGGGAUGAUGAAGGAUGGGAUGAACUCUGCCAAUAGAUACUAUAGGAACCAUUUCCGUGACACUUAUCGUCAAGUAGCUAUAGACACAAUGCUUCUGGGAUGUCAACUCUCUGACGAUCAGUGGCAAGAGAUAGACUAUAUUGAAACUUUGCUCAAUGUCGCAAGUGCCUUAAUGCCCAUUGGUCCUCCUACUUACAUGGCUGAGAUUGCGCCUGGCAACGAGAAAUACUUAGCAAGUGCCCUAUACUCAUUGUCCAGGUACUACAUGAACAGAUUUAAAGAUGCAUAUCGACAGGCUUCAAUUGAUCAUAUCUUAGGUAAUCCCAUCAAUGAAGAUAUGAUCACCUUUAAUCCUGAGCUUGCUGGUGAAGAGGAAGAAUCCUCCAUGACUCCAGAACAUGUCAAGCAUGUGAUCGAUGAUUGUAAAAAGCUGCUGGUGCCAGAUGCAGAAACUAUUUUAGGGGCAUGGGGGCUCAUUGAUGCUGAUCCUGUAACUGGUGAUCCAGACCAAACUGACAUGGAUAUCAUUCUGGUCUUGACAAGGGAUUCAUAUUAUGUUGCUCAGUAUGAUGAGGAAUUGGACCAGAUUCUACAUUACGAACGAGUGUCUUUAAUUGACCUGGAAAAAAUUGAGAUGGGUCCAUACAGUUGUCAGGGUGUAUUUAAGCAGUCCAAAACCCAUCAGUGUAUUCGUUUUAACUACCUUGUGGAUGGACAGAGUGGUUUCUUACAGAUGUUCCGUUCCAUGAACAUUCGUUUCUUCAAUAACAUGGCUGUUACCAUCAAAUCAGAAGAAGAAAUGAUAGAGUCUGUGAAGGCUAUUGCUGAGACUUUUGAAGUAGCUGUUCAGAUGAUUGGUUGUGAAGUCCAGCUUGUAACCGGGAAGCUUGAGAAAAAGAGAAGUCGUGGUCGGAGCCAACUUGCCAAUUUUCUCAAUCCCCUCUCAUCACUUACAAAGAGCUCUCCUGACACACUCAAAAAUGCUGGAACUCGGGCUUUCAGCAAUGUAACAUCUGGUUUGGCAAAGCUGAAUCCAAUGUCUAGCUUACGUUUCAAACGUCCCACUUCUGUGCAGAAUCACCAAAAAAUUUCACAGUUUUACCUUCAGAAGCCGCGUGUGUCAGUGCAAGAUGACACUGACCUUGUUUUGCCAUUGAAUGGGGUGGAAACUUACUUGUCUUCAUGUGGAGUUCUUGCCUCAAGCCUCUCUCCAUCUCUUACUCCUCCUCGAUAUCCUUCACCACCUGUUGCACGUUGCUACAGUGACUCAGCUAUUUUAAAUUCUAGGAGUAAUUUAAGAGGAUGCACUGGAGGAAUUGGCAAUCAUCGUUCCCCAACUCCUGAAAUACUGGUAAGUGAAAUUGCAGAGAAUUCCAAGACACCAUCACUUACCCCUACCUUUGGAGGUUUGUCUCCAUCACUCUUGAUGCAAAGGGUGAGGAAGAUAUCUCACUCAUCUGAUGAGGUGGAUGUUCGUGACGAGAGAGAUGGGUCAGGGAGUAGUGUGGUAAGAGCUUCCUCAGCUACUGAUCUUCAGUUACACCUUCCCUCCAGUCAUUCUGAAGGCCAUAUUGGGGGUUCAUCCAUUCCAACAGGAAGAACUGGACAGAGUGGUGAUCAGUCAAAUCCUUUGUCCCCUUUGUCAGCCUUGAAUAAGGAAGCAGUGCUUGCCCCAUUUUCUGUAUUAGCUCGGGGAGUACAGAGCCUUGCACCCAAUGCUGGCCGGCUAGCAAGAGGCAUGCAGAGUAUCGGUGCCAACUUAGAUCCAAGGAGACUUCGUAAUCAGAGAAGGCAGCUUGAAGAGGAUCCAAUUAUAAAAGAACGUGAGGCCAAUUGUAAAACCAAAAUUAUUCACAUCUAAAGGGACAAUAAUUUUUUCCUCUUAUACGUGGAAAGUUAUAUUUUUUAUUUAUUUGUUCUAUCACAUUCUGUCCCAUAUACUGUACAGCAAAGUGACUGUGGGGAUAAUGACAAAUUGUACAGCUACAGAAAUCUGUGUGAUUUUUAGAAAAUAUGCCAAAGUACAGACUGUUCUUUUAGCAUCUAUUUAUUUUAACUUAUUUAUUGCAUAUUUAUUAGUAGUUUCAUAACUACAAUGAACAAAGGUUUUGUCCGUGUUAUACACAAAUACUGUAGAAAUAAAUUGUAUAGUUUAGUGCAUGAAAUGCACAAAAAUGUUUCAUGAUGUACAUAUUUAUACUACUACCUUACAAAGAAUGUAAUUAGAGUUUUCAGUUUUAGUAAAGUAUGAUGUUAAUUUUCAUAUUUGAUCAUGUGAUCAUCCAGUCACAACUAGAACACAUUCUUUAUUUGAAUUUUUGUCCAAGAUCCCAAAGUUUUUACAGUUUUUGAUUAUCAUGUCAGUUUUUCUUCUAUUACUGAUUCUUUAUUCUUUCUCCAUAAAAAAUAGUGUUACAGUUCAUCCAAGUAAAGCUUUUCAAGCUGGCAUCUAAUUUUUAUAGGUUUAUGUCUCUGGUAUAUUGUGAAGGAUUCACAGGGUAAAAUUUUGCCAAAGGAAUUUUAUUACUUUACUGUAUAUUAGUUUUUCCUCAAGUGUCAGUAGUGAGACAGGUUUUGGUUACUCAUUAUUUGUCGUCAGAUAGCUUGAUCUAUAGUUUGAUCAAGGUAUUUGGCAGAUAGCUUGAUUAAGGUAUUUGAUAAUUAUAAAAUUUCACCAAAAACUGUAAGCAGAGCAUACAUGAGACCGUUCGAGUAAAGUAGUGCAGUGGAAUGAUCUUGUCUUGUUCAUUAUCUUUGUCAAGCAUAGGAAGCGAACAGUCCUCUAGUUGUAGGUUUGCAAAGAAUGUAUGUUUACCCAGAGAACACUUCAGCAUCAAGUCCAAAUAACUGCAUAAAAAUCAAAUGCAAGCAUGAAUUAGAUGUGGAAUCAUAUUAAGAUUAAAAAGUAGUUGUAAUUGUUACAUAGGGUAUGGCACAUAGUCAUUAUUGUUGCAACAGUAUUGUACUUGAUAACUGAUAAGAAAUGACGAGCAUUUGUGUAUCUUUAUAAUUGAUAUUUUUGUUGUAGGCCUUCUCUUCUCAUUAUUUCUAGAAUGGUUUUUGUUAGGUAGUUAAGAUAUUUACACAAAUAUUUAAUGCAUUUACUAAUACUGUGAGUUUCAAGUCAGAGGUUUUGUACUGUUUAGAAGGGGGGUAAACUAUAGUAUAGUGGUUCAUUUCAACUUCUCAGAGAAGUUACUUUAUUUCAGACAUUAGGUAGUUGAUUGCCUGCAUCAAUGGACGUUUUUUAACUCCUUAAAGAGAUUUAUUCCUUCAAUUUUUUAAAGAGGUGAAAGUCUGUAUUAAAAGAGAAAUGAAAUCCUUACACAUAUAACUGGUUGGAAUCAAGAUUGGUAGGGAAAUUUUACUCUUACUCUUUUCAUGGUGCUAGAAAUAAUUCAGGGCUUCGGUUACAAAAGAAAUACAAAAUAUCCCAUUUCAACAACUAUAUAUUUUGACGGGCGGUAAAUUAUGAUCCCACUUCCAACAACUGACAACACUUUAUUCCACCUCCAAGGAGAUAUAAAUUGCAGCUGUCUGGGCUGUAUGUAAAGAAUUGAAUCACUUUACCUACUGCAUCAGCUCUUAAAGAUAAUGUAGUAUAUUUUAAUAGUGAGUUAUUUAAGUUUCCUAAAAUUAUUGUCUUUUUAGACUUGGCACCCUCCAUCUUGGUUAAUUUCUUAUUGUACAGAUUUACUAUAUGUUUUAUUGAUAAUGCAUUAAGUCUACAGAACUUGAAGAGUGGUUUUUUUUGGCAUCAAUUCAGAGCAUACAUACAUCAUUAAUUACUGUAAGUCCCUUAUAAAGUACAAAUCUCUUAUUUUAGAUAUGUAGUACUGCCAGGUAUUGGGCUGUGUUAGCUGAGAACUGAGUUGGAUAUUCAUCCGAAGUGAUUAUUCCUCACAAGAGAGAGCUGCUUUUCUCAUAAGAUCUGUGUCGUUGCUGUGUCAGUUAUCCUGUAAUGCAGACAUGGAAGCUAGCUCUGAAAUUUGUUUCCCUUCAUCUCUUCAGUUUUUCACCUGUUUAGACUAUGAAAAGCCACUUGACUGAAAGCAAAGUAAAAUAUUGCCAAGCUCUUAAGCAAUUGACAACAAUUGAAUCAAUUGUGUAAUUGUAUGCUACUUGCGACUUGUGGACCUAUUGUUUCCUUGCACUCCCAUGAUUCUUAGGUGGUAGGGAAUGCAAGAUGAUGAUGAUCUUAAUUUUUUCUAAGUCUUGUUUCCAUACAGUAUUUCCUUUAAAAGAGGAGAUUUUGAAGGAUUUCACAGCCAUAAUAUGUAAUAGAGCAAAAGAUGAGCUUUUGCAUCUCCUUCACCCACUUUUGCCAGCUACCACAAGAUGAUUUUGUUUUGUAAGGAAGAGGUUCAUGUAGCUGCCAUUGCAGGUGACACACAUGCCCCUACAUUAUGAUGUAAAGAAUCAUAAUGACAUUAAUUAACCUAGAGUGGGAUUUUGUUUCACCAAGGGGGCUGAAAACUGAAAUGCUCAUUUAGGACAUAUGAGGUCCACUAAGGCAUUACUACAAAGGGUCAUAUCAGCCCAUGGUAACAGGUACAGUUUCCCAAAACGCUGUCAUUCUGUAACAUCCCAAUACGUACAUCAGCCCUUAUAAAUUUGGCUCUCUUGUACAGGGUAACUAUUUAAUUAAUUACCAUGAAACAGUUAAAGGCACAGGUUCCAAAAACUUAUCAGUUUGCUGUAAAAGAGAGAACUUCAUGCUGUGAAAAUGGCUCACAUUCCUUAGACAUGAUAUUUCAUCUAAUUCCAAAUGUUUUCAAUUGAAUAGAUAUACCUUGAUAACCGGAUUCUUAUCAUUACCACCCUGACAAGAGCAUUGACUUGCAGUGCUAACAUAAAGAGUAUUGGUUUGUAGUACUAACAUAAAAUGGAAGCCUUGAUGUGGAGAAUCUCUCAUCAAUACAGGAAGCAUUGAGAAAGUAGAAGAUAAAUGAGAGCAGCAUGGAGAUAUAAAUAACACAAGAACCUAGAGAAAUGUAAGGAUGAUUCACACACACAGGAAUGUCUCUCCAUGCAGAGAAACAUCAGAAAACCCCCAUAUCCCUUAAGAUCACUGUGAUACAGUAAACUGAGGGACAGAUCUAAACAUGUUGAAUACCAGUUUGACCAGAAAAAAGCUCCUUGCAAAACUGGCUCCCUCAAUAUACUAGAUACAUGGGAGGAUUGUUCAGUGUGUAUUCCAGGCAAUAGAUUUUGAGUUUUUUGUAUCUCACACUAAAUGAAUUAUUAUUUAUGUGUUUUGUAAUGCCUGCUGAUUUGUAAAGUGAAGCCAUGGCAGGCAAUACACGAAAUCCAGUUAUGCAUCAGACACACACCCAGUUGUAUCGAGUAUAAGCCAACAUAUGCUGUAUGUUAUUGUUGAUGCCAAAGAUGACAGUGCAACAGGGGUAAUUUCUCAUUGGGUGAGUAACCAGAAAGACUUCUGGAUCUCCUCAAGUCCAUAUUCAAUUUCCCUGUCCAUGUAUGCCUAUAAGCAGAACAAGGGUUAUAGAUGUUGGUGAUUGCACUCUCAAUCAGAUAUUUUGAUUCAGUUGUUGGAUGAGCAGAUAUUAUAUGGUAUACAUAUCAAGUUGAGGAGUUGUGUAGUUAAAUAAGUGAUGUUUCAACCAAGCAAGUACCACAUCUAGUAACCAUUUGGUAUGUGUCUAAAUGAUGUUUGUAUGUACUAUACAUAAACUUAUUAUCCUGGAAUAAAAAACCCUUCUUUCAUUUUUAAAACAAAUUUAAAUACAGCACUGUAUACUAUGUUGAGGUUUGAAAUGUAAAAUCUGACCCUCCAGAUUGAACUUAUGCUAAUUAUUUAUACAAUACUGAAUAUUAUAUAAUUUUUAAUCAAUUGACAAAUUUAGGACUUCUUCAAUCCUGAAAGGUAAGAGGAGGAGACUGGAUCUUCCCCCGUUAGUACUUAGAAAAAGUCUUGCAAAUACUUUUAUGUCGCUCCCUUAAUCCAUUCUAUCCUGGAGGUUUUCUUGCAUAUCAAGAAGUUCCCAAAGUGGCUGGUGUGGAACCACUUUAGUUCUAAUUACAUACCAGACACUGUAUCUAGUUGGGUUACUAAAUGUGAAUGGAUACCUUUAGUCAGUUUUAUUUUUACCUUCAAAUAUCUGAGUGUUUCUACCAACUGGCCUUGUAAUCAUAAUUUUUUUUUUUAGUACAGGUUCAGUCAUCUUAACUUCUGAUAUCUCGUGUGUCUUAAGUGAUGAUAUUUGUUUGAAUGUUCUUGUAUGUACUGCCUGUAAUCUUCCUGUCCCAAAUUGUGCAUUGUAGUACAUAGUGUCUUUUCUUAGUGAAGUUAGGACAUUCAAUGAUUUUUCAUCUUAUGUUUUUUUUUUUUUUUUUUUUUUAUAUUACAAAGGUUCAGGUGUGUGGAUGUGAUAGAAAGGUAGGGGUGUGCAAAUUAACAUUGUUUCUCAUUUGAUUUUGAAGGGCACUGGCAUCUAUCUGGAAAAAUGACUGAAACUAUUUCAGACCCAGGUCUUGAGCUAUGUUAACAUUUUUUGGGUUCAUUUGCUAAACAAAUGUAUUGUCACUAAUUGACAAAAUUAUUAAUCUAAUUAUUUAAAUAAAAUACUACAUGUAAGCUAUUCAGUUUCUCAGUUUUAGAGGAUGGUCCAAAUAGAAGACUGGAUCUGCCCUUGAUAGUACUUAAGAUUUAUUUAGCAACAGGUAAUCUCUAGACUUGCUAGUGGGUUAUAUUCUUGAUCAUCUAACAUAAGAUGGCAAUCUAGGUAUUCAUUACCAAAAAGCAACCGAAAAUGACAAAAUGCAAUUCUAAGUAUGGCAGUUUAAGAACGAUUAUGUUUUGGUGGAGAGGCAAGCCUUGAUCCUCCAUCAGUAUCAAAGCUGCAAAGCAGGGUGCAGUAAGCCGAAAAUCACCUUAACCCAAAUCAUCAUAAUUAUGAUGGUAAUAAAUAGCAAUAGUGCUGUAAGUUCAAGUUACAACCCUGUAAAGCAGGUAUCCUUUGUAAACAAAAUCAUUAAAAUUACAUUAUCCCAGUUAUGAAACAUAUCAGUUCCUUAUAUUCAAAAUAUAUGACAGAGUUACAAGUGCCCCAGUAAUAGUAAAUUUAGGACUUUAUUACACUAUCUUUGUCCUGACUCAGAUGUUAAAUGUGAGGCAAAUAGUUGUGUCUUUUAGUGGUAACAUGUAUUAUACCCUAGAAAUACUUUUGUCUUACUGCUGCAUUUUGUUUAGUUUCUACAUUUUCUUUUCAAUGCAUCUUCUAUUACAUCAGGUUCUCAAACUUUUUUGGUUGUAGAAUCUUUUUUUAACUCAACCCCCAGAGCAUAUACAAAACGAAAACUGGUAACAUCAUUACCAGUAGAUAUAGUUUCACACUAAAAUUCAUAAUACGUAGAGGUGUAGGGCAGAAAAAACAGGGCCAGGAUACUUGGCCUGGCUUUACUGUAACCUAGGUUAUGAUAGUACCUUUGGCCAAGCUAAAAUGUAUUUAAAUGUUACAGGACCAGUGUUUAUGAAUAGUAAUAAUAUGGCUGUCAUUUAUUUCUUUAAAAUAAUAAUAGAGUAAAUGAGUAAACAGAGUGUAAAUCAGUUUACUCAUGUGGAUUUUUGUAACAAUUUGUUUCACCAGACAGCAUGUAAAACAAAGAUAAAUUGGAAUUGUGUAGAAAUUGUAUUUUUUUGUUUUAUUUUUGUAUUUGUUUUAUAUCAGCUUUUGAUAUGAAAAGUUAAGUAGAUCCCAUUUAUCAACACCCUUUUCUAACAUUAGGAAAGCAUAAGUUUACCAAUUCUUUUAGAUUUUCCAGCCAACCAUUUUGAAGCCCUGGCACUCAAAAUUUAUCCACUACACAUUCACCUGUUUACCUUAUAUUACAUAUUGCUUUUAAACUAGGGACAGUAUUUAAUAUUUUUGCACUUCAUUGUAUUUCUCAUUUUCUCAGCAUUACUUCAUUGAUUUUAUAUUACAGUGAUGUGUUAUGGCAAUUUAUUUUUUUGUGCAAUCUAAAUUAGGUGAUUUACAGCCAGCUUAUUUGUUUAGUGUGUCAUUUUAUUAUUAUUCUAGUUCAAUCCUUCACCCUCUCAUAUUCAUAUUGUAGUUGUAUGCUUGAUUUGCCAAUGGAUGACUCAAAUUUUCAGCUAAUGCUGCCCUGUACCUGCGGUUUAGUAUUAGUGAUUUAAGAGGUCUGUAUUUAUGGAACAUAUGAUUAUAUAGAAUUUAGUACUGUAUGCACUGUAUUGUAUGGUCUUCAUCAGCACAUGGAUGACUAGACAACUGUACUCUGCUUUAGAAGGUUUUAGCAUUGUGCUUUUGUAAUAGGAUAAAAAUACCUACUUAAAAAAAAUUAAAGCCUUUACAAGUUUUUAUGGGAUCUGUUUAAGGCAGAAGUAACACUUCCAGACAGCAUGGGGAAAGGAAACAUCAUAAUUAAUCAUGUAUCUUUUGUGUUAAUGUAAUUAAUGUGUAUUUGUACUGGAAAACACUGUCUUGGGUAAAUGCAAUACUUCAAAGUGUUUUAUCUUAUCUUUGUAUUUAUAUAAAUGAAAAUGAUUUAUUAUGCCAGGUGGAAAGAGAUCAUCCUUAGUAGAAGUAAAACCCCAUUUUGCAUCAACUAAUCAUUAACUCGGUUGGAAGGAGUUGGUCUCAGAAGACAGGUGCCUUUGCAUUCAUAACAUGUUUCAAGAUUUUGUUUUUUGCAUCCUGUUGAGCUGUGCAUUUUAAUAAUUUUGUCAAGUUCAUAGGCUAUGAUCCUUGCAAUGUAAGUUAUACCCUAAAGAAUUUUUAGGUUGCCUCUGUGUCUAGACUGAUAUCAUUUGAAGGUAAUUCAGUCAUGUGUGAAUCUUGCUCAAACCUACCUUGAGCUUUUUUGUCUAUAUUCUUCCAUGCAUUUUUCUUGAAACAAUCCUUUUGUAUUAAAGGUUAUUGGCCAAUCUGUCAGCUCUCAGAUCUGAAAUACCAAGCUAGUGGGACUUAACCACUUGAUUGCUGGGAGAUCCUACAGAGGGGUUUGACGAUACAACUGACUUAGAAUUGUCAUCUGAAUCACAGAGCUGUUGUAUGCGUCAAUCUCCUUUCCACCAAAGUAGAUUUUCAUUUACCUGAGACAGUGUUUUGUUUUAUUUAGUGAAAUUUUUGUUCAUACAAGCUUAGAAUGUUGUCCCACCUUACUGCUUGAUGGUCAUGGAGCAAAAUAUCAUCCCAGUUAGGGUAUGUGAGGGAUUAAGUGCUUUAUGCUAACCUAGGGAAAUUUAGUAACACCAAGGCUGAUAUGACCACUUCUAAAUUAUUGAUAUGUUUUAUCACUAGAUCUGAUUUUUUUUUUCUCUCAGGAUUAAUUCCUGAAAACCAGCCCGAGAAGAGCCUUUGUUAGGCUCAGAGGUCUGGAUAAACUAAUCCUAUAUAAUAAUAAUUUACCACUAAAUUAUUAUGUUUUUGUGGUCAAAACCAGGAACAAGCCUAAUGGUCUCUUAAGACCAUGGUGUGCAUGUACAAAGCACUAUAUUUUUGGAGAAAGUGCUCAUGAAUAUCUGUCAUACUCUAUUUCCAUUGCAUUAUUACUAUUUAUGCUUGGGGUGUCUUAUUGAUAUUACUACAAUAGUAGACAGUGAGAUUGAAUUAACAAUGAAAUAUGUUUAUAAAGGGCCUAGACUUCAUCAUCCCUCUAUGAAUAGGCUCUCACCUGGAGGAUGUUUUGGUUUGAAGACAUAACUAAGGUAAUUGAUGAAGAGUGCAUUAAGGAUAUACUCUUCUGUUUUUGCAGACAUACUGCAAAUGAUGUCUUUGUCUUUAUGUAAAUGAUAUUGUACUCAUGAGAAUAUAUACUGCUUAGUAUAUGAUUUGGAAUAUACUGACUACAAUUUCCUUCUUGACAAUUUUAAGCCACAUUCCUUCAUUCCUGAUCUCAUAUAGUAAAAUUUAUUAUAUUUCACCUACCUAAUGUUAAUAUUAUUUAUGCAGUGAGCAGUAGUUAUGUAGUAACUUACACAGAAUUUCAUUUAUUAUAGACAAAGGUGAUUUCAGAAAGGUUACGGUCUGACCCGCGAACAAUUAUUUUCAAGGAGGGGCUGAGAGAGUCUUUGAUCAUUGUUAUUUAGCCAAGUAGUUUGGUUUAUAUAGUAGGUAUCUAAAUCUAGGUGAAUAUUUUGAUAUUAAGUAAUUUUGGAUUCCUGCAAAGCAUCUUAUGGCAGCUAGUUUGUGCAAGGCUUUAUGCAGACGAUGAUUGAAUCUUCAGUUUAACUGCACCAUCCAUAAGACAUUAAUGCAUUGUUUGUAUUAUUUAUAUUCUCAUUAGAAUUGCCAUUAAAAUUUCCACUUUUUACUUUUUGUUAGCAUUUGAGCUACAUAUAUAGUAGUAUUGUUAACCUAGUUGUUGUUCAGUCAUUUUUAUUUUUAUCAUUAGUUUUUCUUACCUACUGAUAAAUGUUUUUGUAUAUUUUAUGUCCAAAAUAAAUACAGUUCUUCCUGAUAACUUA
Messenger RNA from Macrobrachium nipponense, 11529 nucleotides. RefSeq names its product phosphatidylinositide phosphatase SAC2-like. Gene Ontology annotation, cellular component: clathrin-coated endocytic vesicle; early endosome. Lineage: Eukaryota; Metazoa; Arthropoda; Malacostraca; Decapoda; Palaemonidae. The coding region runs from base 1 to 2940 and encodes 979 amino acids. The record is from RefSeq and is a predicted model, not a curated record. The transcript has 14 exons. Gene Ontology annotation, biological process: regulation of endocytic recycling; phosphatidylinositol dephosphorylation. Gene Ontology annotation, molecular function: phosphatidylinositol-4-phosphate phosphatase activity.